ACAUGGUGCUUCUCACAUCUGUAAAAGCAGGUUCCCAGUGUAAUCCAGUGCUGGAGCUGGGGGAGAGAAAGAAGGACAGGCAUGGAGAAGGAGGACGUCAGCUUGGAUGAUGUGACGUGCUCUCUGUCUCUGCUCAUCAACCUCGGAAGGGUGCUUCUGGAGAAUGGAAAGCAAGAGGCUGAAGCCUCUGUACAGGAUUAUGUUCCCAAUAAAAUCACCACUUUGUUUGGCCUGAUGACUGCUGGUGCAGAUCUCUACAACAGCAUUGGAGUCACAACAAAGUCUGAAGCAGACGCUGUUUUGCAGAAGUUUUUCCACCAUGAGAGUGUCCGGGAUCGCAUGGAGGACCUACUGAAGUUGGAGACGGAGUGGGAUGAGUUUCUGGAGCGUCUGGAUGUAGACCUGCAGGCCACAGACAGACAGCUAAGCAGAGGGCCCACCGUGGACAGUCUGGGUGCAGACACACCCCUCACCGAUGCCAGGACUGGAGAGAGUGUGUCUCUGGGUAGGUACUUUGUGAAAGGAGAGAACCUGUUGCUGGUUCUGAUCCGACACCUUGGAUGACUUCCGUGACGAGACCACCUGGCACAGAUGGAGACCAAUCAGGAUCUCCUGGAUGCCGGGUCGGUGCGUGUUCUGGUGGUCUCCUUUGGCGCUCAAGAGGGGGCUAAGAUGUGGCUGGAACAGACAGGCUGCUCUUACGACAUGCUGCUGGACCCUGAGAGAAAGAUCUACAAAGCAUUCGGUUUGGGCUCCUCCUACGCCAAGGUGCUAAAGUUCAGCAGUCUGCUGCAGUGCGGAGAGUACCCGGCUGCAAAUCGGGGCUUCCCCGAGAUCCCUUUCCAUCUGUUGGGGGACCUCUACCAGAUGGGGGGCGACUUUGUUCUGGACCAGGGAGGGAAGGUGUUGCGGUCUCAUCCUUGUAUGACCCCCAGAGACAGACCAGCGCUGGGGGACUUGCUGCAGGAUAUUACUGGUACAGGCUCCUCCACCAUCUCUGGAUAAGCCCACAGGCCCUAGUCAAGCCCUUAGCCCUUGCAUUCACUAACCUAGCCUGGCUGGCCAAUCUCUGACCCAGCCCAACACCCAGCCUUUGAUUAACUUCACCUAGCCCAAUACCCAACCUCUUCCAUACCCUAACCUUGUCCAGCCACCAGCUGCUACUAACCUAACCCACCACCUUCCUCUAGGGCCAAGGGAGUGAUUUGAGGUCCAGGGUCCUUGUAGAUGACACUGACACCACAGAAGAAGAGCAGCCCUCAGUCUCCUGUAGAUGACGACACGCCUCACACUCAUGACGUCAUGAAGAGGCGAGGUCCGAUGAGAACUCCGGAGCUGAGGGCCGACCCGCUCUUCCUGCCGUGGUGUCAGGGUUGUGAUGUCACUUCCUGAACGGUAUACAUGUUUGCUGGGAGUAGACCUGAAGUGUAGAUUGAAAUUAACCUCUUGUAAUUCAUGUGAUUCAUAAAAAAAAUACUGU
Osmerus eperlanus (European smelt) is the source of this 1480-nucleotide messenger RNA. RefSeq names its product selenoprotein L (gene selenol). The transcript is spliced from 9 exons. The record is from RefSeq and is a predicted model, not a curated record. NCBI's taxonomy places the organism in Eukaryota, Metazoa, Chordata, Actinopteri, Osmeriformes, Osmeridae.